GGCCAGGACAGCCUGGCUUCAUAUCUGAGAACAAGUUGCCAGUCAUCGCUACAGAAUCCCCGGGCCGUCAGCCCUCUGGACCACUUACCAAGGGUGCUUGAACCCAUAGACCUCAGACCUCAGGUCUCAAGACCAGUGGACAGUGCUUCCGGGCCAGUCAGUAAUUCUGGUGUUGUGGAGAGCUGGAAGGAGAAGGCUGAUUUGGCCUACAUCCUAAAAGCAGACCCCUGCGGCCACUGCCUCAUCAUCAACAACGUGAACUUCUGCCCCGAGUCGAGGCUGCGCACCCGCGUGGGCUCCGACAUUGACUGCGGGAAGCUGCAGAGGCGCUUCGGUUCGAUGCACUUCCUGGUGGAGGUGUUGUGUGACCUGACGGCCCAGCAAAUGGGACAGGCUCUGGUGCAGCUGGCCCGGCGUGACCACAGUGCGCUGGACUGCUGUGUGGUGGCCAUCCUCUCGCAUGGCUGUCAGGCCAGCCACCGCCAGUUCCCAGGGGCUGUUUAUGGCACGGAUGGACGCCCCGUGUCCAUUGAGAGGAUCGUGAACAUUUUUUAUGGAGCCAGCUGUCCCAGCUUGGGUGGGAAGCCCAAGCUCUUCUUCAUCCAGGCCUGUGGCGGGGAUCAGAAAGACGUUGGAUUUAAAGUGGCCUCCACUCCCUCCAGAGACGUGAGUCCUCCCAGGAGCCCCGAAACCGAUGCUGUUCCCUUUCAGGACAGCCUGGCCACCUUUGACCAGCCGGAUGCCAUGGCGAGUUUGCCCAUGCCCAGCGACAUCUUUGUGUCAUACUGCACCUUCCCAGGUUUUGUCUCCUGGAGAGAAACCAGUCACGGCUCCUGGUACAUCAAGACCCUGGACAGCGUUCUGGAGCAGUGGGCUCAUGCUGAAGAUCUGCAGACCCUCCUGCUGAGGGUCGCCAACGCCGUGUCUGAGAAAGGAGUUUACAAACAGAUCCCUGGUUGCUUUAACUUCCUCCGGAAAAGGUUCUUCUUUAAGACGUAAUGAGGCCUGGACCCCACGACUGAUCUUAACUCUCCUCCUCGCCAGAACCAAGCAUCAGGCCAGGUGGUGGCUGAGGCCCGGGCUUCCCCCAGAAUCACAGCUGUCACUCAUUGUAGGACUUUGUAGCCUGUGCGAGGUCUGUUCCUACCCCUGCCCGCUGGCAGGUGGGCUUUGAUCAGCUUCCAGAUGACUGGUGAUGGCAGAGAAGGAGAAGACCAGGGGCACCACGCAGCUUUUGACCAAUGGCCAGUUCCCCGGCUAGUGGCUGUGACGUGGGCGUGUAUGACUCUGCAUUUCUCACAUCUGGGGCCGGAUGAGGGUGACCCUUUGGGGCUAUCCUGUGCACUGCAGGCUGCUUUGGGGGGGGAGUCUCCCUGGCACUCCCCCCACUAGAUGCCAAGUAGCACAAGCUAUGUAUAGUGCCACCCCCUCUCACCUGAUCAAGACCCACCGAGCUAGACGACACUCUGGCUGGACAAACAGCAUCUCUCCCAGCUCAGGGCAUCAGUAGCCACUGCUGUCCCGCCAGCUGGGGUCUCUGAAUCCUAAAUGGAGUUUUCACAUCUUUGUGCCCAGUCUUGGCAUAUUCCUCAGUGAAUACUGGGUGAAGGUGGACUCUGGAGUCCACUCCCCAUCUGCCUCCUCCCCCGCUUGCCCCGGCUCUCUCCUCUUCCUUACGAAGGAACCUUUUGCCUUUCAGAAAACACUGCCCCAUCUCUUAAUUCACCUGGUCCUCACUUCAUUUCAGAAAGGCCGCUGGGCGUGGGAGCUUGUACUCAGGGAAAUAAAAGCCUCCGUCCAGGAGAUCGCCGUGAGCCCGUGGCGAAGUCCGGCCAGACCCAAGUCUGCCUCCAGCCUGGCCUGUAGCAACCUUCCUGGAACCGCCGGUGACAGCGGAACCUCAGCGCCAUGCUGGGAGUGUCUCAGGAGUCCCUGUCCCUGAGGUCUUUGGCGCUGUCUGAUCCCCGGCCUGCUUCUUGUUUGGGGGCCCCUGGCUGUCAGAGGUUGUUUUUUUUUUUUUUUUCUAAUAAGACUCUCACCACGACGUGA
Molecule: messenger RNA, 2049 nt
Organism: Erinaceus europaeus (western European hedgehog)
Lineage: Eukaryota; Metazoa; Chordata; Mammalia; Eulipotyphla; Erinaceidae
Gene: CASP9
Product: caspase 9
Exons: 8
Biological process (GO): intrinsic apoptotic signaling pathway in response to DNA damage; apoptotic process; proteolysis
Cellular component (GO): cytoplasm
Source: RefSeq, a predicted model, not a curated record